AUGUCGUCUUUCAGCUGCUGCCAUUGCGAUGCGCGGCUAGCCACCAAGGCCUCCCUCCGCCGCCACGAACGCAAGCACUCGGUCGACGCGCAAUGCCUCGACUGCCCCAAGUGCACUCGCAAGUUUUAUCGCAAAGAUCAUCUGGUAUGUGCGGCCGCCUUCCAUUCCUUCGGCGUGGCCUCGUCCGCCAUCAUUGAUCACUUGCUAAUCUUGCCCAUCACAAUUGCUCAUCUCAUCAUGCAGAGCUAUCACCUGGCCACCGUGCACGCCGGCGUUGAUCAUGCCCAUGCCUGCACCCUCUGCCGUCGUCGUUAUCGAUGCAAGAGCUCCCUCCAGCGCCACAUGCGCGUCCACCACGCCCAGCACCUGGAGCUGUCCUCGGCAUCAGCCGGCCCGGCCUGCUCCCCGACCAGCUCCUCUGCCAGCUCCCCCGUUCACAGCCAGGAGCCGCUCCCCGCGACCCUCGACCCCGCUCUUGUCAGCACCCUCCUGCCCGGUCUGGCCCCAAACCAGAACAUCAUGGCCGCUCUCCUUCAGAACCAGACCUCCCUGGCCGCCCCUGCCCAGCCGCAGCCAGAACCGCAACAGCUAUUGCUGAACCACAAGCCGACCACAAACCUCUUGCCCAACCUCGCCUACCCCGCUACGGCCACCACACUUCUUGGCACCGCACCCCACCUCUCCCAGCCCACCUUGCCCCCCGUCUCUUCGCAGCCCUCCGCGUACGCUGAUCCCCUUCACGACUUUCUCAAUGAUCAAGGGCUUGAUGCCCUUCUUGCCCCUGCCAACGUCCCGGAUGUCAUCCCCUCCAACUGGAUGACCACGGGGCCUUGGAUGACCGAGGUUCCUGACAUGGAUGCCGCCGCUGCUGAGGCUUGGCUCUCUGAAUACUCAACCAACCCUUCCACCGGCGCAGUGGCCGCCACUCCUUCCUUGCCUCGGGACCUGACCUAUGGCUUGCAUCCUUGCCAAAGCCCGGCCUCCCUUCCAAGCACCCAGCUUCAGCCUCAGCCUCAGCUCCACAACUCGCAAGGCAACAUUCAAGAUCUGCUUCAGCAGCUCCUCACAGUUCUUCGUCAGCAGCAAGUUGCCAUCUGA
This is a messenger RNA of Monosiga brevicollis MX1, 1098 nucleotides long. RefSeq lists its product as uncharacterized. The record is from RefSeq and is a predicted model, not a curated record. Bases 1 to 1098 code for a protein of 365 amino acids. Gene Ontology annotation, molecular function: RNA polymerase II cis-regulatory region sequence-specific DNA binding; DNA-binding transcription factor activity, RNA polymerase II-specific. The transcript has a single exon. Gene Ontology annotation, biological process: regulation of DNA-templated transcription. Lineage: Eukaryota; Choanoflagellata; Craspedida; Salpingoecidae.